AAAUAUCAUGGUUAAUCUUAUUCUCAAAGCAGUGUUGAGCGAAAAAGUGAUGAAUACUGUUUCGAAGCUAGAGUUCACGUCUGUUGCUAUCGAUGCUGAUAAUUGCAAAUCACUUGGAAAGUUGUCAAAUCUCAAAAUUCUUCGAAUAUGCCCCAAAACCAUCACCAACGAAUUUCUUCAUAACCUGCCGAUGAAUCUCAAGCUACUGAAUAUUACUGACCUGAACAUAAUGAAUAGAAAUCUGAUGAUAAAACACGAAAUCAAUCCGUCGACUCUUGCUCGAUCGAAUAUAAGUCUGAAAGUUUUGGUGAUUGAUGCACAGUUCCUAUAUGAUUUUAACAGUAUUUUAUUAUCGAUACCAUCUCCCGAAGUACUCAAAAUACGGUAUUCACAACCAAUCAAUAUCAAUUUACAAGCACAGAGAGAUAAGAUACGAUUACAGGAACUAUUCAUUGAGUGCAGUGAUGAUCAAAUUAACGAAUAUAAAGCACGAAGUCAUGCGUUUGAUUUAGUCGAUUUUAUACAAGACCUUGCAGUUUACAUUGAUUUCACAUCACUUGAACGUCUUGCGCUUGUUUCAAUCAGUCAAUCGGUGAUCAUCGACGCUGCGACUCUUACGGUUAUCAAAUAAAAC
Messenger RNA from Vavraia culicis subsp. floridensis, 634 nucleotides. RefSeq lists its product as uncharacterized. NCBI's taxonomy places the organism in Eukaryota, Fungi, Microsporidia, Pleistophoridae. The annotation marks the transcript as partial. The transcript has a single exon. The record is from RefSeq and is a predicted model, not a curated record.